Messenger RNA from Phytomonas sp. EM1, 1169 nucleotides. The record is from the annotation of a GenBank genome assembly. NCBI's taxonomy places the organism in Eukaryota, Euglenozoa, Kinetoplastea, Trypanosomatida, Trypanosomatidae.
GGUUUGAAUAGUAUGCAUCGUUUAUUUUAAGAAAUAUUUUAACACAUUCAUAUAUACAAUAUUGAAUGCGGAACGCUAACCCAGAGUGUGUGGGGCCUGAAAGCGAGCAGGCUGGUACAGCGCCUUCGUGCCAGGGCUGUCCUAACGCUGCACUUUGUGCAGCUACACCCAAAGGUCCUGAUCCUGACAUUCCCAUAAUUCGAGAGCGUCUACAAGGUGUUAAGCAUAAAAUUAUGAUUAUCAGUGGUAAAGGCGGUGUGGGAAAAAGCACAGUAUCUAAGGAGUUAGCAUUUGCCUUAGGAUCCCGCGGUAUCAAUGUCGCACUAGUGGAUUUAGACAUCUGCGGCCCAUCUCUUCCACGUCUUACCGGUGUGAGAGGGGAAGAUGCCCAUCAAAGCUCUGGUGGCGUCGAGCCUGUUUUGAUCGACAACACUGUGACCAUGAUGUCCAUGCAUUAUUUACUGGAUAAUAAGAACGAGGCGGUACUGUUUAGGGGCCCGAGGAAGAAUGGCGUUAUCAAGUUGUUCUUGAAAGACGUGAUGUGGGGAGAAGUGGAUGUAAUGCUUGUCGACACACCACCUGGCACCUCUGAUGAGCACAUCACAUUGAGCAACAUUUUGCUACAAACUGGCGGUGUGGAUGGGGCUGUGCUGAUUACUACUCCGCAGCGCGUGGCUGAGGCGGAUGUUAGACGUGAGCUUAACUUUUGCGUGAAGGCCAAACUGCCGGUACUAGGCAUUGUAGAGAACAUGAGUGGCUUUGUUUGCCCAAACUGUAAACGUGAGAGCGCUGUCUUCCCAAAAGAACGCACAAAAGGAGGCUUGAUGGAGGGUGCUGGUGUCCGCCUUAGCCGUGAGUUUUGCGUUCCUUUAUGGGGAACCAUUCCACUGGAUCCUUAUUUAAUGAAGGCAUGUGAGGAGGGAAUAGCUCUCUCAGAAUUCGCUGAGCAGAAGGAAGAAGCACAGGAGAGCUCGACACUAAAGGAACUUCAAGUAAUAGUGGAUCACUUAAUUUCAGCAUUGGGCCUGGGGGUAUGCUGAAAAUUUGUGGAAAAGGUAUAAGCAGUUGUAGAGGGGUACAGUCCAAAGGAGGAAGUAUCGAUUUCCCCUUCUUGCUGAAUCGAACUAUUUUCUACAUAUAAGCAAGCGGUGCAUUUUAAUAAAGCUUAA